Messenger RNA from Fonticula alba, 1746 nucleotides. RefSeq lists its product as hypothetical. The coding region runs from base 133 to 1746 and encodes 537 amino acids. The transcript has 2 exons. Lineage: Eukaryota; Rotosphaerida; Fonticulaceae. The record is from RefSeq and is a predicted model, not a curated record.
CACACACACACACGCACAUACACUCAUCCGCGCCCCCCAGCCGCCGCCCAGCACCCUCUGCUCUCGCGCCCCGCACGCCCGAGGCCAAUCCCAAGUGACACCCCACCACCUCCCUCCCCUCGCCCCAGAACCAUGACCAACAUGCGUCACACCCAGGAGGCCGCUCCCAACACCCCCGCCCGCAAGGUGGUGGACACGGUCCUGCGCGCCGGCCGCAAGACGGCCCUCUGCACGACCAUCGCCCUGGCGCUGGCCACCUCGACCGGGGUCGUGGCCGGCCGGUCGGCCGCCCCGGUGGGCGACUUCGACCCGAGCCGCGUGUCCAUCGAGGACGGCCGGCUCAUGAUCGAUGGCCACCGUGCCGAGGUCCGCAUGGAGGAGGAUGGCGGCGUGCUGAUCGGCACCGGCGGCAACAUGGUCAAGAUCGACCUGCCCGGCAUGAUGAAUGAGUUCCUGCAAAUGGCGGCCCAGGCCAGCGCCGACGUGGAGGCCGGCCGCGCGCCGCCCCUCGGCCCGACGGCCGACGCCGUGGCCACCGCCGCCGACGCCCUGCUGGCCGAUGCCCUGGAAAACAUCCCCGGCGGGGAGGACCUGGCCGCGGCGGCGGCCGCCGCCGGGGCCGCCGCCCCCAACGCCGGGCUCAAGCAGCCCCGGCACCUGGCCCGGCGGGGCCUGGCCCCGCGCGACGACGUGGUGUGCAACUGCCCCGGCAAGACCUACUGCUACCAGAGCCUGGAGCAGUGCGGCAAGGCCGGCCAGGGCAAGCUGCGCGACUCGCCCCGCGAGUGCGCCAUGACCCUGGGCCCGGUGUACCGGUGCGAGGGGGAGGACUUCUGCCGGACCAUCGACACCUGCCAGUCCAUCAUGAGCGCCGCCGGCAAGCAGGACCCCCACAUGAAGGGCUUCAACGGGGCCGACUACUACUUCGAGGGCCACUCCGGCCGGGUGUACAACAUCAUCACCGACGCCGACUUCCAGAUGAACGCCCAGUUCACCCGGCUGGACUCCCUCAAGGGGACCUACAUGAACCGCCUGGGCAUCCGCGUCGGCAACGACACGGUGGCCUUCCACCCGCACUUCGGCGUGUUCCUCAAUGGCCAGAAGCUGGCCGUGGACAAUGGCCACCCCUAUGCCCUGGAUUACGGCCGGUCCAACAUCAGCGUCGACAUCAUCGACGGCACCCACCGCAUGACCGUCAAGACCCCCAGCUGGCAGGUGGCCGCCCGGGCCAUCUUCGAGAAGGCCCGCGCCAGCAUGACCGACGCCUACAUCAACCUCAACAGCAGCCUGCUCGGGCGGCCGCGCGACCCGCACGGCGUCCUCGGCCAGAGCGCCCGCUUCAUGGUGGACAGCCGCUUCCGCAACAGCCCCGAGGGCUUCCGCGUCGAGGGCGAGGAGGACGACUACGAGGUGCUGGACGGCCUCUUCGGCACGGACUUCAUGUUCAACCGCUUCGACGAGCAGCUGGACCUCUUCGGGGCCGAGGACGAUGAGGCCGACUUCGCCGACAUCCUGGACGAGGACGUCUUCGCCGAGGAGGAGGAGGAGGACGACGACGAGGAGGAGGAGGAGGAGCAUGACCACGAGCAGGAGGACGACCGCGAGCGGGCGGACCGCCGGCAGGCGGUGCACCGCGGCCGCCAGCCCCCGACCGGUGCCCGCCGCCCGGCCGCCCACCGCGUGGACCCCAAGCACACCGUGGUCGGCACCAUUGCCAAGCACCUCCGCCGGAGCCAGCUCCACUGA